Molecule: messenger RNA, 1936 nt
Organism: Darwinula stevensoni
Lineage: Eukaryota; Metazoa; Arthropoda; Ostracoda; Podocopida; Darwinulidae
Source: the annotation of a GenBank genome assembly
CCCUCAAGUCCCACAUGGACUAGGGGACCGUGGUUCGUAUGACGUGUACGUUGGAGAUUCGCCUUACCUACGCCGCAUCCAGCUUGUAAGGCAUGCACAUAUGUUUACCGAUGGAGCUUCCCAGAUAUGACUGAGGGCAGAGAACUGCUGCUGUCAUUUUUAAUCUUCCAGAGACGCAUCAAAAUUACCGUGGGUUCUUGUGGAAGCCAUGGGUGUUCUGAGGAGCUUCUAUUCCCGUCUUUCACGCAAGAGAAUCAAUGACCCACUUGCAGAUGACACUGAGCUCAACCGUGUCCUAUCCACCUUGGACCUCACUGCUCUUGGCAUUGGGAGCACCCUUGGCCUUGGGGUGUAUGUUUUGGCUGGGGAAGUUGCCAAGCAGACUGCUGGUCCUUCUGUCACCAUCAGCUUCCUUAUUGCUGGCAUUGCAUCUGCCUUUGCAGGUCUGUGCUAUGCUGAGUUUGGUGCUCGUGUCCCAAAGGCAGGCUCAGCAUAUGUCUAUAGCUAUGUGACUGUUGGGGAACUGAUUGCAUUCAUCAUUGGAUGGAACUUGAUCUUGGAAUAUAUAAUUGGGACGGCAAGUGUAGCCAAAGGAUACAGUGGUUACUUGGAUGCCCUGUUAGACCAUAAAAUGUCAGGAGCCUUCAGGGAUGUCUGGGACAUUCACAAGGAUGUCUCUCCUGCACUUGCAGAGUAUAUAGCAGAAUAUUUUGACUUCUUUGCCUUUGGCGUCACCUUCUUCACCUCAGUGAUCCUUGCAGUUGGAGUAAAUAUAUCAAGCAUGUUCAACAAGCUCUUCACUCUCCUCAACCUUGCUGUCAUCCUGUUUGGGCCUUUAAAGGUCUUUGGCUGUUUUGUCCUAAGCCCUCAUUGCAUCACUAUAUUUGUUUCUCAUGUCUCGCUUCUCCCUGCAGCAACUCCAGAGAACUGGAAUAUUCCAGAGGAUAAAACAACCCUAGGGAGUGGUGGUUUCCUACCGUACGGCAUUAGUGGAAUGCUGGCUGGAGCUGCAACCUGUUUCUAUGGCUUUGUGGGCUUUGAUGUCAUUGCUACCACAGGAAAAUUGGGAUUGACAGGUGAAGAGACACGGAAUCCACAGAAGUCCAUCCCUUUUGCAAUUGUCCUUUCCCUCUCAUUCAUUUUCCUGGCGUAUUUUGGGAUUUCAACUGUGCUGACGAUGAUGGUGCCCUAUUAUAGCCUGAAUGAGAAUUCCCCAAUCCCAUCUGCCUUCGCAGACCUCAACUGGAAUUUUGCCAAGUGGAUUGUCUCAAUUGGAGCUCUCUUUGGUCUCUCUACCAGCCUGCUUGGAGGAAUGUUUCCAUUGCCACGUGUGGUAUAUGCAAUGGCAAUGGAUGGAGUUAUGUUCCGCUGCCUAUCCUCUGUCAAUUCAUGGUCUAAGACUCCCUUGCUUGCUACCCUCCUAGCUGGUCUCUUUGGAGGUAUUAUGGCAGCUCUUUUCGAGUUGAGGGCGCUGGUGGAUAUGAUGUCAAUUGGGACUCUUCUGGCCUACACACUAGUUGCUGCUUGUGUCCUCAUCCUCAGAUUUCCAAAAAUUUUGCCCACAUUGAAGUUUACCAAAGCGGCAACACUGGUGGGCUUCAACACCUUGCUUGUCCAGGCUGAGACUGAAAUUUUCACUGAACAUGAAACAUGGGCCUUAACUCUCUUGGGAAUUUUUGGCUUCUUCAUCCUCGUUCAUCUAAUAAUCCUUUUCAGGCAGCCACAGCAGACUAAAGGAUUAAAGUUCAAGGUUAUUUCACCUCUUGUCAUAUUCAGCUUCCUUUAUUAUUUUUGCCAAGUUCCCUUUAUCCCACUCCUGCCUGCUCUGAGCAUUUUCAUCAACACAUAUCUCAUGCUGAAGUUAUCGGUGAAGACAUGGGAAAGAUUUGGGGUCUGGAUGGCCAUUGGUGAGUUCCUUCAUUUUUCACAAUCUCCA